AUGUCGACCCCGACCGUUGAAGAAUUGCUCGGCAUAAUCAACGAAAAGGAUAAGCACAUGGCUUGCCUGCAGACAGCGCUUCGCGCUACGAAGGAGACUUUCGCUCGACAACUGCAAGAUGUGCAACGGAAGGCAACAGAUGAGAAGGCAACCCUCUACCAGCAGCUUCAAGCUGCGUUAAAAGACGUCAACCAGCUGAAAGAGGAUCUUAGUCGAAGUCAAAAGAGUUGUCUGGAGGAGGUGAGGAAUCUUCGAAAACAAUUCGAGUUCAGAAAGCAGGAUUCAAAUCACAAACUGCGGGCCUUAGAAACGCAGCAGUUGAGUUCAGCCGGGAAUGGUCACGAAAAUUGCUGGAAUAUGACUUCGACGCGCUCAUUUACACAAAAACCUCCACAUCAGGCGCAUCAUUUAAAUGGGCAGGCGUCAAGCCUGAACGUUCUAGACGCUAGGGGCGAGUUCCCUCUUUAUAGUGCUGCCGCUGGUGGGUACUACGAUGAGGUGAAGCGAUUGCUAGAGCAGGGAGCAAACCCGUCCAUGAGGACCCUGUUUCAAUGGACGGCGCUUCAUUGGGCCGUCGGUAAUGGUCAUGCGAAAAUUGCUCAACUAUUGCUUGAUUAUGGGGCCGAUAUCAACGCAAUUUCGGACACAGGGAGUACUCCAUUAGACAUGGCACGAAACGAUACGAUGAAGGGUAUACUUCGUCAACGGGGAGCCAGAUGA
Aspergillus oryzae RIB40 is the source of this 720-nucleotide messenger RNA. Its product is annotated as ankyrin repeat domain-containing protein. Bases 1 to 720 code for a protein of 239 amino acids. The record is from RefSeq and is a predicted model, not a curated record. The transcript has a single exon. Lineage: Eukaryota; Fungi; Ascomycota; Eurotiomycetes; Eurotiales; Aspergillaceae. Gene Ontology annotation, molecular function: protein binding.